This is a messenger RNA of Aspergillus sclerotioniger CBS 115572, 516 nucleotides long. RefSeq lists its product as uncharacterized. NCBI's taxonomy places the organism in Eukaryota, Fungi, Ascomycota, Eurotiomycetes, Eurotiales, Aspergillaceae. The coding region runs from base 1 to 516 and encodes 171 amino acids. The transcript has a single exon. Gene Ontology annotation, biological process: fatty acid biosynthetic process. The record is from RefSeq and is a predicted model, not a curated record. Gene Ontology annotation, molecular function: magnesium ion binding; holo-[acyl-carrier-protein] synthase activity.
AUGAAACCCAUCCCCUUCCCCAUCGCCCUCAACAUCGGCACCGACAUCGUCCACCUCCCGCGAAUCACCAACCUCCUCAACCGCCCCAGCUACUUCACCCGCUUCACGCGCCGCAUCCUGCACGCCGACGAACAACGAGACUUUCGCGCCCGCUUCUCCCUCCCUCAUCCCCCACCCGCCUCCUCAUCCACAUCCUCUUCCUCACCACCAUCACUAUCCUCCCGACCGCCGCCGCCGCCACCCAGCAGUAUAACUCCCAAUAUGGUACGAUGGCUAGCGGGCCGGUUUGCAGCCAAAGAGGCAGCGCGGAAAGCGGCGCCUCUUGGAGCGGCGCAUAUUAGUUGGAAGGAGGUGGUGGUUACGGUGGGGGAGGGGGGAGGCCGGAGGUGGUAUAUUUGGAUGGGAUUGGAGAAGGGAGGGGAGGGGGAGGGAGAAGGUACAGGAGGGCGAGUAGGGAAGUUGUCGAUUUCGCAUGAUGGGGAGUAUGUUGUUGCUAUGGUUGUUGCGGCGGGUUGA